AUGGCCAUGAAGGUGCACGCUAGCAUGAGACAUGGCUUGGUGGCCCUAUUGUUGGUGAUGAUUUGCUUAUAUUACGCCGAGGCUAAGGUACAGACCACAGCGCAGCAACUGGAGAUAAGGCAGCACCUGAAGCGAUUGAAUAAGCUCGCCAUCAAGAGCAUCAAGAGCCCAGAUGGAGAUAUCAUAGACUGCGUCCAUAUGUCUCAUCAACCAGCCUUUGAUCACCCUUUACUCAAAAACCACACUAUCCAGAUGAGACCAAGUUUCCACCCUUUAGGCCUACAUGAUGAGAAGAAGGUGGCAUCAAAGAAGAAAACUAGCUCCAUACCUCAACUCUGGCAUCAAAAUGGAAGGUGCCUUGAGGACACCAUCCCCAUUAGGAGGACCAAGAAAGAUGAUUUGCUAAGGGCCAGCUCUAUCGCAACAUAUGGAAAGCAGAUGCACAAGACAAUCCCAAAUCCCACUUCUGCAGACCCCAAUCAGAUUAUUAUCAAUAGUCGUGAGUAUGCAGUUGUUUAUGUAGAGGGAGAUAAGUACUAUGGAGCAAAGGCAACCAUAAAUGUGUGGAACCCAAAGGUCCAAAUACCCAAAGAGUUCAGCACGUCUCAGCUUUGGAUUGCUGGGGAUCCUGCGGGACAACUCAAUACCAUCGAAGCUGGUUGGCAUGUAUAUCCAAUUUUGUAUGGAGAUAAUAAAACAAGACUAUUUACCUACUGGCAUAGUGAUAGUAAUGAUAUUAAUAGCUGCUGGAACUUAAACUGCCCUGGGUUCAUUCAAGUCAACAAGGAGAUAGCACUGGGUGCCGUCCUCGAGCCUAUUUCUAGCUACGAUGGACCCCAAUAUCAAAUGACUAUACUUGUGUGGAAGGAUCCAAAAUCAGGGAAUUGGUGGCUGCAAUAUGGGAAUCGGUCUCCAUUGGGCUACUGGCCUUCUUCCUUGCUCCCUAAUUUGGCGAGCAGUGCCUACUUAGUAGAAUGGGGAGGGGCGGUUCUCAUCGGCCAUCAAAAUAGCGAGCAUACCUCCACAGAGAUGGGCAGUGGCCAUUUCCCAGAAGAAGAUUAUCGUAAGGCGAGCUACUUCAAAAAGAUUCAGAUAGUUGAUUCCUCCAACAGGCUUCAAGAUCCUCAAGGGAUUGUCCCUUUCACUACGCGAUCCAGCUGCUAUAAUGUGCACAAUGACAACAAUGAUGAUUGGGGACAUUACUUCUACUAUGGGGGUCCUGGUAGAAAUCCCAAUUGUCCAUAGAA
Messenger RNA from Phoenix dactylifera (date palm), 1247 nucleotides. RefSeq names its product protein neprosin-like. Lineage: Eukaryota; Viridiplantae; Streptophyta; Magnoliopsida; Arecales; Arecaceae. The record is from RefSeq and is a predicted model, not a curated record.